AUGGAGCUCUUUACUGCAAUCUGCAUCCUUUGCUUCCUCUACCUCAUGCACCACCUCUACAAGUUAUUCCUUCGGAUCACAAAUCAACGAUUUUACAUGAUAGCUUAUCAGUGUUACAAGCCCGCGGAGGACAGGAAGUUAACAACAGAUUUAUGUGCUUCCAUCAUUUUGCGGAACAAAAACCUUGGCCUAGACGACUACAGGUUCCUCUUACAAACCAUGGUCAAUUCAGGUAUUGGUGAAAAUACUUAUGCCCCGAAAAAUAUCAUCCUGGGCAAAGAAGUCCAUCCUGAAUUAAUCGAUUCGUUAUCCGAAAUAGAUGAAAUCUUCUUCGACACACUCGACAAACUCUUUGCUAAUUCAGGGAUUUCUCCACAAGAAAUCGACAUACUUGUGGUGAACGUAUCCCUUCUUUCAUCCGUGCCAUCUCUAACAUCUCGAAUCAUAAACCAUUACAAAAUGAGGCCUGAUAUUAAGGCCUUCAAUCUCUCAGGGAUGGGGUGCAGUGCAAGUCUUAUUGCAAUUGAUCUAGUCAAGCACUUGUUCAAGACUCAUAGAAAUUCUUUUGCUAUAGUUGUCAGCACGGAUGCCUUAGGUGCAAAAUGGUAUUGCGGAAAAGAAAAAUGCAUGAUGCUCCCCAACUGCAUGAUGCGCUCGGGUGGUUGUUCCAUGCUCUUCACGAACAAAAGGGUUUUCCAGGAUCGAGCCAUCUUGAAAUUGAAAUACACUAUCCGAACUCAUUUUGGAGCAAACGAUGAAGCAUACAAUUGUGGAAUUGACAUGGAAGAUAAUCAAGGAUACCGAGGAUUUCGUCUUGCUUUGACAAAGGAGCUAGUCAAAGCUGCUGCUCAAUCUAAUCUGAGAGUUCUCGUGCCGAAAUUACUUCCAUUAAGGGAAAUAAUUCUGUUCGUCAUCAUGGUAUCCUAUAGAAAGAUUACUAAAACGAAAAGUUCAUCCUUAGCUGCAGCUCCAAAUAUGAAGACUGGUGUCGAACAUUUCUGCAUACAUCCGGGUGCAAAAGCUGUAGUUGAGGGAUUUGGCAAGAGUUUAGGGCUUGACGAAUAUGAUAUUGAACCAUCUCGGAUGACACUACACAGAUUUGGCAACAUGGCUGCUGGUUCUAUUUGGUACGUCUUAGGUUAUAUGGAAGCUAAGAAGAGGCUCAAGAAAGGUGACAGGAUACUCAUGAUUACUUUUGGUGCUGGUCUAAAAUGCAACACUUGCGUAUGGGAGGUGAUGAGGGACAUGGAUGGCUCAAAUGUGUGGGAAGAUUGCAUUGACAACUACCCUCCGAAGUCCCUAGCGAACCAUUUCAUGGAGAAAUUUGCUUGGCUCAAUGAUGAAAGUAUGAGCUUCCUUAGCCUGGAUGACAUUCGUGAGAAAAUUUCUUUCGAAAUCAAGGCCUCUAGAUGUUGA
This is a messenger RNA of Coffea eugenioides, 1416 nucleotides long. RefSeq names its product 3-ketoacyl-CoA synthase 19-like. Bases 1 to 1416 code for a protein of 471 amino acids. Gene Ontology annotation, biological process: fatty acid biosynthetic process. Gene Ontology annotation, molecular function: acyltransferase activity, transferring groups other than amino-acyl groups. NCBI's taxonomy places the organism in Eukaryota, Viridiplantae, Streptophyta, Magnoliopsida, Gentianales, Rubiaceae. The record is from RefSeq and is a predicted model, not a curated record. Gene Ontology annotation, cellular component: membrane. The transcript has a single exon.